ACCAGUCUCUCUCCCCGCUCUUCGUCUACUCUCCAAAAUCCCCCGACGCACCUGCGCCCGACAGCCGCACAAAACGCCAUCGGACACGAUAUCAGCUCGACGUCGGCGCGUACGGCAUCCCCAAGCGCUCCCGCGGGCCCUGCGUCGCCGGGCGCGAUGGGCACGGCCGAUUCGACGGCCGCGCAGACUCGGGCUCCGACGAGCUCGGCCGCGCAGUGCAGGUUGGCGAGGACGCCUACUUCGUGCGAGACAACGCGAUGGGCGUCGCGGAUGGGGUCGGGGGAUGGUCCAGGCAUCGGCGCACCCCGUACGCGGACCCUACGCCCAGUGCGCUGUUCGCGCGGCGGUUGAUGCACUAUUGCUCGGAGGAGGUCGACGCUGCCAGCGAGGAGCAGCAUCUUGCUGACGCCGACUCGUACUCCGAGGCGGAUGUCGACCUGUACGCCGAUCUCGAAGAUUCGUUGGAGGACCUCGAGGACGGCCUGGACGUGCUCAUGAUCCUCGAAAAGGCGUACGAAAAGGCACUCAAGUCCCACGUCCGCCCAACAGACACAGGUAUUUCAUCAAGCGGCUCUCGAUCGCCCUCGCCAUCCGAUAGCAAACCCAAACGAGCUUCGACGCCAUCUCCAGAAUCCCAGUCGCCACCGGGCGUUGUUCCGUUAUUUGAGGGCUCCUCGACGGCGCUCGUCGCCAUCCUCGAGCACCCCGCUUCGUCCCGACCAACCAAGGCGGACACGGCUCUCUUCGGCCCCCCGCCCACGUCGGGCAAAGCGGCACAGCCGCAGGUGAGCACCGACGGGGCCGUGAUCCGCAUCGCGCACCUGGGCGACUGCAUGGGCAUGCUGAUUCGCGGUGAGGAGAUCGUCUGGCGCACCGAGGAGAUGUGGUGGAAUUUCAACACCCCAGUGCAGCUCGGCCCGGCGUCGUCGACGAAGCCGCACGACGCGCGGAUAUUCACGAUCCCCGUGCAGGAGGACGACAUCCUGAUCCUCGCCUCGGACGGCCUGUCCGACAACCUGUGGGACGCGGACAUCCUCGACGAGGUCGUGCGCUUCCGCCGGUCGUUCAUGGGCACCACGCCCCCUGCGAAACCCAACGACGGCGACGCAUUUGCAACUGCGCCCCCAGCACCAGCUUCCGCAGCACACACAGCAACGGCGACGCCUGCAUCCAGCGCGACGUUCCGCAGGAGCACGCUCGCAGGCAUGCUCAGCGAGGCGCUGUGCUCGCGCGCGAAGCGCGUGUCCGAGACGCGCGGCCCGCGCAAGGCCUCUGCCACGACGACGACGACGACGACGACGACGACGACGACGACGACGACGACGACGAAAAGCGUGCUGACCGCGAGCGAGGCCGGGGCCCGGGGGCCGCAGGCGGACGUGCCGUUUGCGAAGCGCGCGAAGGAGCAGGGGAAGCUGUUCGAGGGCGGCAAGCCGGACGACAUCUCGGUGCUCGUCGCGGUGAUCUCGCCGGUAGGGUAGAUACAUACAUAUCUGUGGACCGCUUCCGCGUCCUCCUUCCUCUCAUCUCAUCUCUUCGACUGUACAUGCGUUUGGUUUGUUCAUCUCUCACUCUCAUCGCGCCCGCGAUACACAUAACAUAGCUCCAUCCUCAAUCGACCACCUGAUAUGCGUACACUCAUCCAUUUAUUUUUAUGCAUUGCUUCGUCUUCCUGCUCCUCACCGCGCCCUCCGUUUCAUUCCAUUCUUCUCCGCUUCUAUCCCCCAUGGGCACAUAAACUCCACCUCUUAGGGACACACCCUCAGCAGUCAGUGCGAGGAGAAGCCGAGCUCUAGAUAUGCGUAGACAGGUUAUCUAGCCCCCAAAACUGUUCUUCGAUACUCACAUCCAAACAUACACAUGCAUCCAUAGUCGCACACCUCAUCGUAUAC
Messenger RNA from Dichomitus squalens LYAD-421 SS1, 1892 nucleotides. RefSeq lists its product as uncharacterized. The record is from RefSeq and is a predicted model, not a curated record. NCBI's taxonomy places the organism in Eukaryota, Fungi, Basidiomycota, Agaricomycetes, Polyporales, Polyporaceae. The transcript is spliced from 5 exons. The coding region runs from base 258 to 1481 and encodes 407 amino acids.